Nematostella vectensis (starlet sea anemone) is the source of this 1628-nucleotide messenger RNA. RefSeq lists its product as uncharacterized. The record is from RefSeq and is a predicted model, not a curated record. The transcript is spliced from 6 exons. Bases 152 to 1300 code for a protein of 382 amino acids. NCBI's taxonomy places the organism in Eukaryota, Metazoa, Cnidaria, Anthozoa, Actiniaria, Edwardsiidae. Gene Ontology annotation, molecular function: protein binding.
UUGUGUGUCGCGCUGUCCUUUAUUCUGCGGGACGCCUGUGCUGCGCUGCGGGCGGCGGUACGAUUCGACUGCGCUAAUAUCUUCUCUAGAAACUUUUAGAACAAGGCUUGUCCGUUAUUACGCUCCUGUUGUUAUCAAGGAAGAAGAAAUAAUGGUUUCUACUAAUACUAAGUCGUCGGAAAUACAAGAUGGCGGUCAUGUUGUUGUUGCGAGUAAUGGCGGAUCACGUGUGGAACUCGUUGACAAGCACUUUUUAGAUUAUCAUGCUAACACGAUGGCGUUAGGAAAGCCUUUCAGGUAUGAUAACACUUGUCUUGUGACUGGAGGUGAUGAUGGUACUUUGAGAGUUUACAAAAUCAACAAAGCCAGCAAAAUCAACAAAGUCCCAAGAUACCAGGAGAUUUCCAAGCUUGAAACAAAAGGUGGCCCCCUCCGCUGCCUGGAAAUGCACAACACCACAAAGUUCAGCUCAGCAGACCUGAUUGUUGGAGAUGCUAAAGGAACACUGACCAUCCUAUGCAACGAGCAAAUACUAAACAGGCGAACGCUGUCUGAGGGAUGCAUUACUGCUCUUGCCGUUGAUGAAGAUUUUGUGGGCAAUCUGGCUAUUGUUGUUGGAGAUAACAGAGGAGUUGUAACAGCUGUGUCGCCCUAUGGCAACCUAUGGAGACUACAACUGCAGGACGCAUGCAAGCACACACAUAGAGAGCUUGGAGUGACACCCUCAGUGCGGUGCAUACUCCCAGUAAGACUGCAGAUGAUUGGCGGCAUCCUCACAAACUACCUCCUCAUCUCAGACAGCUGUCAAAACCUCUUUGUCCUUCAGAACGGCAUGGUGGUAAACCGAACACAGGUAACAUCUGUUGUCACGGCAAUGACAUGUGGGUCCUUUAUGGAGCUGCUGCCACAACUCCUCUCCCCCUCUCAAGCAUUUGGUAGCCCUCGACGGCAAAGCACAUCCAUUGCUAGGCAACCCCAGGUUGCCAUAGGAACAGAAGAUGGGAGCAUAAUGGUAUUUGCGGACUUUCAGCUGCAUCCUUAUGCCUCUGUUCAGCUGCCCGUAACUCGUUUGGUAUCGGUCCCUAAUGAGGAGAGACAGGACGCAGGGGAUUAUCUACUGUGUGCUGGACAUUUUAAUGCACUUGUGGUGCUGUUAAGACAGGAGCUGGUGUUACGGCUUGAGACGGAUGAUUGGGUUCAUACGAUUGCUUGUACUGAGGGUUGCUCUCGAGAUGGAAGGCUUGAUGUUGCUCUUGGACUGCUAAACAACACCAUACAGACUUAUGAGAUAACUUUGUAGUUCAAUAGAAUAGACUAUUUAUAAAGUGGAUACUGGAACUAUAAAUAUAGGCUGUUUUCACCUUGACCAAAGCUUGCAGGCCAUCUCUGUUAACUCUGAAGCUUUAUAAUGAUGAUUAUGAAUACCGUUUCAAACUCAAAGGUUAAUGUUGAUUAACUCAAUUAAAAACAAAAGGUGAAAUUUCCUGCAGAUUAGAAAUUUAGAAUCUCAGAAGUAUUUAGUGCUCAACUCAAGUUUUUUUUACCAACAUGAAACCGUGUAUCUGUAUAUAAGGCAUUUAUUGUACUGAGUCAAGUGAGUUGAAUUGAUUUCCUCGGUGCUUGCGGAA